Molecule: messenger RNA, 966 nt
Organism: Hyaloscypha bicolor E
Lineage: Eukaryota; Fungi; Ascomycota; Leotiomycetes; Helotiales; Hyaloscyphaceae
Exons: 2
Coding region: 56-892 (278 amino acids)
Biological process (GO): mitochondrion organization
Cellular component (GO): membrane; mitochondrion
Source: RefSeq, a predicted model, not a curated record
GCUCCAGCUCGCAAACCUCACAAUCAAGCUUGUAUCCAGAAUCCAACCUGUAAACAUGGCUCAAGCACUACAGUCACUGUACAAAUACGCCAUCCCGCUUGCCGUCGGCGCCUCCUUCGUCCAGGCCUCGAUUUACGAUGUGAAGGGUGGCACUCGAGCUGUGAUCUUCGAUCGAUUGUCUGGAGUGAAGGACACAGUUGUGAAUGAGGGCACGCAUUUCCUGAUCCCAUGGCUGCAAAAGAGUAUCAUCUACGAUGUCCGAACGAAGCCAAGAAAUAUCUCAACGACGACCGGAAGCAAGGACUUGCAGAUGGUGAGCUUGACUCUCCGAGUUUUGCAUAGACCAGAGGUUCAGCAGUUGCCCAAGAUUUACCAAAACCUCGGUCAAGAUUACGACGAAAGAGUCCUACCUUCCAUCGGAAACGAAGUCCUCAAGUCCAUCGUCGCCCAGUUCGAUGCUGCAGAACUGAUCACCCAGCGUGAAGCAGUCAGCAACCGCAUCCGAUCCGACCUCCUCAAGCGUGCCCAAGAAUUUAAUAUUGCGCUGGAAGACGUCUCAAUUACGCAUAUGACAUUCGGCAAGGAGUUCACUCGUGCAGUAGAGCAGAAGCAGAUUGCUCAGCAGGAUGCUGAGAGAGCUAGAUUCAUCGUAGAGAAGGCUGAGCAAGAGAGACAAGCAAACGUUAUUAGAGCUGAGGGAGAAGCCGAGUCUGCGGAUACGAUUAGCAAGGCCGUGGCGAAGGCUGGUGAUGGCUUGAUUAUGAUCAGAAGAAUUGAGGCCAGUAGGGAGAUUGCACAGACAUUGGCGGGCAACCCUAAUGUCACAUAUCUUCCGGGAGGCGGUGAGGCUGGAAAGGAGGGAGGUGGGAAGUUUUUGUUGGGGUUGAGAUGAUUAAUGAAGGCGGAAUUGUAACAAUAGCAUGGCAAAAUGUAAUCAUCCCCACUGGUCAGGUCAAAAGCACCCAC